This is a messenger RNA of Penicillium malachiteum, 4899 nucleotides long. RefSeq names its product kinesin-3 motor protein uncA. The transcript is spliced from 2 exons. Gene Ontology annotation, biological process: cytoskeleton-dependent intracellular transport; microtubule-based movement. Gene Ontology annotation, molecular function: microtubule binding; microtubule motor activity; ATP binding. NCBI's taxonomy places the organism in Eukaryota, Fungi, Ascomycota, Eurotiomycetes, Eurotiales, Aspergillaceae. The record is from RefSeq and is a predicted model, not a curated record. Gene Ontology annotation, cellular component: kinesin complex; microtubule. The coding region runs from base 1 to 4899 and encodes 1632 amino acids.
AUGGCUCCAGGCGGCGGAGGUAACAUCAAAGUAGUAGUCCGAGUACGGCCAUUCAACAGUCGAGAGAUUGACCGUGGUGCAAAAUGUAUUGUGCAAAUGAAAGACACCCAGACGGUGCUUACAGCACCGCCGGGUAUGGAGGAAAAAUCGUCGUCGCGGAAAGGUGGAAAGGGCGGCGGCGAAGGACCCAAGGUCUUUGCAUUCGAUCGCUCAUAUUGGUCCUUCGAUAAAAACGAUGCAAACUAUGCCGGACAAGACAACCUAUUCGAUGAUCUGGGUGAGCCGCUGCUGGACAACGCCUUUGGAGGGUACAACAAUUGUAUUUUCGCAUACGGUCAGACCGGUUCCGGAAAGUCAUACUCGAUGAUGGGAUAUGGACAGGAAUAUGGUGUCAUUCCUCGUAUUUGCCAGUCGAUGUUCGAACGAAUCACGGCUAUCCAACAAGACAAAAAUCUGAACUGUACGGUGGAGGUGUCAUACCUAGAAAUUUACAACGAGAGGGUUCGCGAUUUGCUCAACCCGUCCAAUAAAGGCAAUCUCAAGGUCCGUGAGCACCCAUCGACGGGUCCGUAUGUUGAAGAUCUGGCCAAGUUGGUAGUGCGAUCCUUUGAAGAAAUCGAUCACUUGAUGGACGAGGGAAAUAAAGCUCGAACGGUGGCUGCGACGAACAUGAACGAAACCUCGAGUCGAUCUCACGCCGUCUUCACCUUGACUCUCUCACAGAAACGACACGAUGCAGAGACCUCAAUGGAUACGGAGAAGGUGUCAAAGAUCAGUUUGGUAGAUUUGGCAGGUUCAGAGAGAGCUAAUUCCACUGGCGCCACCGGUGCUCGAUUGAAGGAAGGUGCCGAAAUUAACCGCUCGCUGUCUACGCUGGGUCGUGUCAUCGCAGCACUGGCCGAUGUAUCCGUCGGAAAAAAGAAAAACGCAUCUAUGGUCCCUUACCGUGACUCCAUUCUCACUUGGUUGCUGAAAGAUUCUCUGGGCGGUAACUCCAUGACCUCUAUGAUUGCAGCUAUUUCACCUGCCGAUAUCAACUUUGACGAAACAUUGAGUACACUGCGAUACGCCGACUCAGCGAAGAGAAUCAAGAACCACGCUGUGGUGAACGAAGACCCGAAUGCUCGCAUGAUCCGCGAGCUUAAAGAGGAGCUGGCACAGUUACGAUCAAAACUUGGAGGUGGAGGAGGCGGUACAGCUGCUGGAGGAAGCAUGCCGGCUGAGGAAUACUACCCUCCUGAUACACCGUUGGAAAAGCAGAUGGUCUCUAUUGCGCAAGCAGAUGGCACAGUCAAGAAAGUGAGCAAAGCCGAAAUCGUGGAACAGCUCAACCAAAGCGAGAAGCUGUAUAAAGACCUCAAUCAAACUUGGGAGGAGAAGUUGCAAAAGACCGAGGAAAUCCACAAGGAACGUGAAGCUGCUCUUGAAGAACUUGGUAUCAACAUCGAAAAGGGUUUCAUCGGGUUGAGCACGCCAAAAAAGAUGCCUCACUUGGUCAACCUCAGUGAUGAUCCCUUGCUAGCAGAAUGUCUGGUCUACAACAUCAAACCAGGUACUACGACGGUUGGCCACAUGGACCAGGGAAACACCGUUGAGAUUCGGUUGAAUGGAUCUAAGAUUCUUUCAAAGCAUUGUACCUUUGAGAAUGUGGACAACGUUGUGACCAUUGUGCCUACGGACGGUGCUGCAGUCAUGGUUAACGGCAUGCGCAUAGACAAGCCCAAACGCUUGAGGAGUGGUUUUCGCAUCAUUCUUGGAGAUUUUCAUAUCUUUCGUUUCAAUCAUCCACAAGAAGCUCGCGCCGAACGAGUGGAACAGAGUUUACUACGACAUUCCGUAACAACCAGCCAGCUUGGAUCACCUGCUCCGAACAAGACUCACGAUCGCAAUAUGAGUAAGACUGGAUCUGACAACGACGGAGACUCGAGCAGGGCAGAUUCUCCAAUGCCCUCACAGCGUGGCCGCGAGUCCGACUGGUUCUUGGCUCGACGAGAGGCUGUCAAUGCUAUGUUGGGCCCUGAUCAUAUCUCACACAUGCCAGAUGACGAGCUUGAUGCUCUAUUUGAAGAUGUGCAAAAGGCUCGAGCGGUACGUCGUGGACUUCCUGACAACGAGGAGGAUUCAGAUUCCCUCAGUUCAUUUCCCGUACGCGAUAAGUACAUGUCCAAUGGGACGAUCGACAACUUCUCCCUAGACACUGCGAUCACAAUGCCAGGAACUCCGCGUCAAAAUGGCGAUGAUGAAGGAAACAAUGCCGAAAUUUCAUUGAAUUCUGUUCGACAAGACUUGCAGCGCCAGCUGGAUCGACAAAGAGAGGAGUACCAGGACAAGCUGAAGACUGCAGAGGCAUCCUCUAAUCAGGAUCCUGGAGAACUUCGCACCGAAAAACAGCGUAUGGAGGAUGCGCUUAAGUCUGCGAAAGAGGAGUAUGAGGAGCAACUGAGGCUGCAAAAGGAAGAGUUCGAGAGCCAGAUGCGAGAUAUGGGCAAACCUAUACCUCAAAUCUUUGAAAACGGAUUCGCCAAAUUAGACGAACGAGAGCUCGAAAUUGCCCGGAAUGUCUUCCGCCACUGGUCUCAGCGCAAUUAUGUUCGCAUGGCCGAGAAGAUUCUCCAACAUGCAUCUCUCAUCAAGGAGGCGCAGAUCAUGAGUCAGAUCAUGGAUAAGAACGUGGUCUUCCAAUUUGCGGUUGUUGACCAUGGGUACAACAUGGCUUCAUGCUACGAUCUUGUACUAAAUGGAAUUUCUGGCGACGAAGACAUCGUCCUAGAAGAGGCCAAGAAGCCGUGCGUCGGGGUUCGGGUCAUUGAUUACAAGCAGUGUGUUAUCCAUCUCUGGUCGAUGGAGAAACUGCAGCGCCGUGUACAAUCCAUGCGACAGUUGCACCAGUAUAUCGAUCGCCCUGACUACAUCCAGCAUUUCAAACUGGAGAACCCAUUCUCAGAACCAUGUUCACCGCAAUACUCUCUUGUCGGUGAUGCUGACAUCCCCUUGACGGCCGUGUUUGAGACCCGCGUUCAAGACUUCUCAGUGGAGAUCACAUCGCCAUACACCCAAUGUGUUGUUGGCAUUAUUCGGCUGUCACUGGAACCUUCCUCUGCAGAGGCGCCCUCGUCAACCUUGAAAUUCAAUGUUGUUAUGCGGGAUAUGGUUGGUUUCGCUGAAUGGGAGGGCACGGAAGUUCAUGCGCAACUCUUUGUGCCUGGAAUCUCCGAAGAAGGUGGCGCUACAACCACCCAGAUGAUCAGUGGGUUUGAAGAAAGUGCAGUUCGGUUUGAAAGUGUUCAUAGUAUGAGUCUACCGCUAUCAAGCCCCCGAACAGCCGCUCUCAAAGUUUGCGUUUAUGCUCGCGUGACAUCAGUCCAUCUCGACAAGCUUCUCAGCUGGGACGAUAUGCGCGACUCUGCGGGUGUUCCCACUCAAAAGCGUACUGCCCCUCGCAUCGCCGAAUCCGAAUUUUACUCCGAAGAACGACAUGACGUAUUUGCUCGAGUCCAAAUACUUGAACUUGCGGAGUCCGGUGAAUACCUACCUGUGGAGGUUGUUCAAAGUAACAAUCUCGAUGCAGGCACUUACCAGCUUCACCAGGGUCUGCAACGUCGGGUGUCCAUCAAUAUCACCUAUAGUUCCACGGAAAGCCUCCCAUGGGAUGAUAUCACCCAUGCCCGCGUGGGAUCUGUUCGUCUUCUGGAUCCUUGGGGUAAAAUCCCCGAUCAAGAUCUGCAGACCCCCGAUGUUCCUCUCAAGUUUGUCCAAGAACCAAUGGUCAAGGACAAUGCUGACGGAACCUGCAAUGUGACAAUUGUGGGUCAGUGGGAUUCAAGUUUACAUGGCUCUUUACUCCUCGAUCGAGUCACUGCGGAUAAAUACCGAGUCCAAGUCACAGUGCGCUGGGACCUGGUCUCCUCUCGGUUGCAGACUCCCGUUGUCUUCGAGGUCGACCAGACCAUUCAAAUCCUUGGACGUACCUAUGUCCGCCAGCAGUCUAUGUUCAAACAGCUUUGGAGCUCCACUCGAGUCGUGCAUUCAACCACUCAGAUGUAUUCCCUGGUCAUUCGACCAAUCUCCGCAAAGCGUGCAGCUGACCUGUGGCGAAUGAACACUCAAAACGAUUAUGUCAAGGGCGAAGAGCUUUUGACAAGCUGGGCACCUCGCAAAGUGUCCCUGGUUCGAGAUUACAUUGCUGCGCGCAAACGUCGCUACCGUAUAGCUGAACUCCAUGCCGCCCGAGGGGCUCUCAGCGCAGGUAGUCUGAUGGCAUCGUCCGCUCGAAACAGUGGUAGAUCCACGCCUAUGAGAAACCAAGACCUCAAUGAGCGCAAAACACAGCUUCUUCGAAAAUACCUUGACCUUUGGUCAACCAAGAAAGAUCCGACAGAGACAAUUCUGGUCCGUAGUAAUACUGAACCCCCGACCGAUGGCGCGCAAGCCAGGUCCAACGGAGCCAACAGCAUCUCGGAUAAAAUGUCACUGAAACCUCGAUUCGUGGCCACCAUCCAGACUUUACCCAAGAAUCCAUCCGCCUUGAAAUCAGGACAUGUCCUCACUCCCGAUGAUACGAACAGUGUCUGGGUCCGUCGAUUUGUGGAGCUUCGCCGGCCGUAUCUUCACAUCUACUCGGUACCCGAAGGAGACGAAAUCAACGCCAUUAACCUGCGUAACUCGCGUGUUGACCACGCACCGGACUUUGCACGUCUCCUUGAUGGAUCUGGAGCUGGAGCCGAUCGCUCACUCUCUGCACGAGGUCGACCUAAUAUCUUCGCGGUGUACGGAACCCAAAACACAUACCUUUUCGCCACGCGGACUGAGGCGCAGAAGGUUGAAUGGAUUCUUAAGAUCGAUGAAAGUUAUUUCAGCAGCAAUGGCGGUAGUGCGAUUGCAAGUGGCGAUGAACGAUAA